Molecule: messenger RNA, 498 nt
Organism: Rotaria sp. Silwood2
Lineage: Eukaryota; Metazoa; Rotifera; Eurotatoria; Philodinida; Philodinidae
Source: the annotation of a GenBank genome assembly
AUGCGAGUGCUCGUGUUAGUUCUUUUGAUCGUUGGCUAUGCUAGUAGCGCUGACAUUCUGAAAAAUGCUUUGCGAGCAUCUUCGGGUAGCUCAUCCCGUGCUACAACUAGACCACCAUUCCCAACUUCAAGAUCUAGUGCAAGACCGACAGUAACUACUCGUCCAUACAUUAACUGUUACUACUGCGGCGAUCUAGGUCGUCCAUGUCCUCAACCAUUUUAUUCAUUCCAUUCAAAUGUACGGACUGUUCAAUCAUAUAAUGGAUUUUGUGAGAAAAUUAGUCCAAAUAAUGGUGGCUUGGGACCCUUUACUCGUGGCGCUGCAAAUCCAGGUGAAUGCAGUCGAAGUGGCUGUUCUACGAAAUAUAUUAAUGGUCGAUGGAUGGAAGUAUGCUGCUGUCGUAAUGAUUUCUGUAAUAUGGGUAUCACAUCGGCGAAAUCAACUUGGGCACUUAUACUCAGCACAUUGGCAAUGCUUUCACUUUUUCGAAAAUUUUAA